GAGAAUUUAGGGAAUAUAAAUGAAUUCAUUUGUGUACAGUAUAAGCAACCACCUUAAAACUUCACACUGAUCUUCUUCCGCGCAUUUGUCUUGUGUUUAUCAUGUUAUAAUCCACAUUUAUUGACAUUUCAUGACAUCUAAAAUGGUAAUCGUGUAGAUUAGUAAACAGACCACAUCAUAAGGGGUUAACCUAAUAACUUUUUCCGAAAUUGUUUAAAAAAUGAAUUGAAAAUGUGGUUUCUAACAUUAGUUACUUAUAUAGCAAUAAUCAUACAAAUAAUAUUUGUUACGAUUGCAAUAGCUGCAGGUCUGUAUUAUUUGGCAGAAUUGGUUGAAGAAUAUACCAGUGUAGCGAAAAAAUUUAUAUGGUGGUUAAAUGCGUUUACAUUUAUACUAUACUUAUCCCUAUGGAUAUUUGAACGCUUCCCGACUUCCAUGAUUGUUUGUGGAUUGCUUGCUCAAGUUACUCAUUUUGUAAUUUUAAGAAAUUUUCCUUUUGUGGCAUUUCUUUCGAUAGAGUUUGUUGCUACAGUACUCUUCAUAUUAAUUAACCAUUAUUUAGCUUUUAGUUACUUCGCUACGGUAUAUCACACAUUUUCAGAGGUAAUUGCGUAUUUUACACUGUUCCUGUGGUUAGUGCCCUUUGCUUUAUUCGUGUCCUUAUCAGCAAAUGACAAUGUAUUGCCAACUAGUAUAGAUGGCACAGAUGCUGACGUAGUAUCAAAUUAUUUUUCGAAGAAAAAUAAGAAGUUUGGACUGCUUGCAGCUUUCAAUUAUGCUAAAGACACUCUUCUUCCAGUGAGAACAAAAAAAGGAUUUUAAUUAUUUUUUCUGCCACAUAAAGACAUUAAUUUAUUAAUUUCAAUUUAGAUUUUUUAAGUUCCAAAAAAUACCAAAACCAGCUAUUUUUAUGUUUUUUGUUGCAAUAUAACAUUUGAAAACUAGGAGUUAUUGGAUCUAUAUUUUUUUUACAUAUAAAUGAAGUUUUGCUAAUAAUAACAACAAAAUUAAAUUAAAAUAUUGAAAAUACUAAUUUUGGCAGAACUUAUUUUCUGUAAUAAAACAACUUUUGUUUACAUGGGAAAGAUUAUACUUUCUGAUUCAAAAACCCAAUAGAAUUUGUUGGGGAAAUAAAACUACAGUUUUAAAAAAAUUAAGUGAAUUUAAUAAUAGUUCCACUUCACCUAGGGAGCCGAUCUAGGGCGCAUCCGAUAAAAUAAUAUUUUCUUUUUAUUUUUAAAUAUCUACAAAUCCAGUCUAUAGGAACCCAAUUAAGACAUUAACUAUUCAUGAGUGUUUUUUUCUUUAUUCAAUGAUGAAUAAUUGUUUUAUUCUAAUAAAAAAAAUAUAUAUGUAUAUAACGCAAU
Molecule: messenger RNA, 1367 nt
Organism: Diorhabda carinulata
Lineage: Eukaryota; Metazoa; Arthropoda; Insecta; Coleoptera; Chrysomelidae
Product: protein TEX261
Exons: 5
Coding region: 232-822 (196 amino acids)
Biological process (GO): endoplasmic reticulum to Golgi vesicle-mediated transport
Cellular component (GO): COPII-coated ER to Golgi transport vesicle; endoplasmic reticulum membrane; Golgi membrane
Molecular function (GO): COPII receptor activity
Source: RefSeq, a predicted model, not a curated record